GUCUCCCUGUGUUGACGCUUUUCUAAAAUGGCUGCUGCGGCUGUAGUCGAACCCCCUUCAGGUAAAGAUGCUGUUGCGGAAGGGCUGCUGGAUCUCCUGAAACCAGCAAUUCAGCAGCUCGACUUGCAUGUACAUUCAGUCAGAGAAAGCCAGGUUGAAUUAAGAGAACAUAUAGACAAUUUGGCUACGGAAUUAUGCAGGAUAAAUGAACAUCAGAAGGUGGCUCUAGAUCUGGACCCUUACGUAAAGAAGCUGCUGAACGCAAGGCGGAGAGUAGUGCUAGUAAACAACAUAUUGCAGAAUGCUCAGGAACGUCUGAGGCGACUCAAUCACAAUGUGGCCAAAGAAACAGCACGAAGAAAGACCAUGCUGGAGGCGUCAGGGGUGUUCACCUCUCGCUCCCCGAGCAAACCUUGAGCCUCCACCUCCUGCUCAGCACAGCGAAUACUGUGAGCCUCUCUGACCUGGAGGGACAUGUGACUACAGGAAACUGCAACACCAGGAGGACCAGUCUUUGAUAUUCACUUAUGUGUUUGUGUAAUAACUUGCUCUGCUUUUGUCGUAAUACAAAUCUCGGCUGCUGUGUGCUUACAAUUAGGCAGAUUAUACAUAUGAUCCCAAAAACACGAUUAGCUGUUGUGUUUUUUUAGUUUCUGUCUUCAGAUGAAGAAGCUAAGUGUUCUUUGGCUGGGGAACAUUUAUGUAGUAAAGUCACAAGCACUGAUUCUACAGAUAAGAUAAAUACUUCUGUUUAUAAAGAAGUUGUCAGAAAAUUUUAUAGAAAAGACUGACCUUAACUCUAACCCUGUGCCAUGCAGGAUAGAUUAUUAACACAACCUGAGCAUCCCGAUGCAUUGUCUUAAAAAUGUCUUGAAGCGUUCUGCUCUCUGGCCUGAGAGAGCAAAUGUAAACUGUAAAUUCUUUACGAAGUAACCUUUGAAAAUUCAAGACAUUAGCUUGUUCUUAUUUUCCCUGCAAAAAGAAGUACAGACAUGUUCAACUCUACUUGUACAUGCUUGUUAUUUUCUGUUUUUGAAUGAUAUUCACUGCUUUAUUUAUUUAUCUUUACCCAGUGUAUCAGUUUUUUUCAUUGCUCAUAUCAACAUGCUGAUGAGAGUAAUGCAAAGGCAGAGGUUUUUGCUGUCCACAUUUUUUGGUUGCCAGAAGAUGAAUGCUGGUGAUUUCCGUGUUUUUUGUUCAUCAUAAGAAACAUUGUACAGAGAGGAAAUAAGAUCACAAAAUACAAAGUGAUUGUCCUAA
Molecule: messenger RNA, 1260 nt
Organism: Amphiprion ocellaris (clown anemonefish)
Lineage: Eukaryota; Metazoa; Chordata; Actinopteri; Pomacentridae
Gene: snapin
Product: SNAP associated protein
Exons: 4
Coding region: 28-417 (129 amino acids)
Biological process (GO): lysosome organization; endosome to lysosome transport; synaptic vesicle exocytosis
Cellular component (GO): BLOC-1 complex; synaptic vesicle; BORC complex
Molecular function (GO): SNARE binding
Source: RefSeq, a predicted model, not a curated record